Dufourea novaeangliae is the source of this 1146-nucleotide messenger RNA. RefSeq lists its product as uncharacterized. NCBI's taxonomy places the organism in Eukaryota, Metazoa, Arthropoda, Insecta, Hymenoptera, Halictidae. The transcript is spliced from 6 exons. Bases 1 to 1146 code for a protein of 381 amino acids. The record is from RefSeq and is a predicted model, not a curated record.
AUGAAGACGCACCGUGGCCUCGCGAAACAAUCAGGUGCCCAACAGCAACGACCCACCACGUACGUCACAGAGACGAAGAAUCGUGGCGGCAGAUCAGACUCGGAAGUGCUUCAGUGGUUGGACAAGAGUUACCCGCCGAGAACGAAAGAACAUGCAGCGAAGAGUACGCUUUUACCGACCGAGCCACGGUGCACGGAGACAGAGGCCGACAGAAAAGCUGCCGGGAGUACUUCCAGACGGGAGAAGGACAACAGUUCGAAAAAUGGGGACCGUUCAAAACCGGAAGCGGCAGGAAUUCAAGGGACAACAUGCACAAGAACGACCAACGAGAGGGAGAGAAACGAGACUCGAAGCAGACGAAGACUGUACAGGGACGUUCUGGCGAACACCGCCGUGAAUCACGCCAUGUUGGAGAACGUGUUCGAGAAAAGGUUCGACGAACUGGAGCAACAAGCGAUGGAACAGUACAGGACCUCGGAAGAGUCUCUCGCGCUCAAAUACCAAGAGCUUGAGCGUCAGGCGAUGGAACAAUACAGAUGCAGCGGAAACGCGCCAGAAGAGUCCACGGUUUCGCGAGUACCGCCGCCGGCCGACAAAGACAUCGAAACGGAUCCCACGAGAGCCUCCAAGGACGCGAACUGCUUGGACGGGCGAAAGUGUUCCGGUUUCGGGAGAUGCAGCCCCGUGAACGUCGACGAAAAAGAUACAUUUCCACAACAGCAAGUUAAUUUCGCGCAGACUGAUAAUAGAAGCGAAACGGGAACGCCCGGACGAACCCCGACCGAUAAGUACGCUCGAUCGGCCAUCGUUUCGAAAAGUCUGACCACGCUGUCCCAAAAAAUCUCUUACGGAUCGAAAAACACAUCUAAGGGUGCAUCAGGUGAUAGGAUCAACAGAAAUGUUUCAGUACGAGCCUCGUCAAAAAGGCGUCUGAUACUGGUGUCACCCUAUGAGAAAGAAUCAGAAGCCAAGUUGACGAGAACAACCGACCUGGAAGAGUUCUAUUGUAUCGCCCAGGCAAACAGAAACAUCUUCGGCUAUUACAACAACUCGAAGAUUGGGAAAAUUGGCGGCGGUGACGAAAAUAUAACUAUUAUUCAAUCGCCUAGAACAGAAGUAUGGCUUUCCGGGUUUUGGACUACUUAA